AGGACGGAGGCAUAGCAGCUACGGCAACCAGGACGACGGCGGCGGUGGCUGGGGGAGGGGCGAGCUUAAGCCUGAGCACGGCCUCGAACCGCCGGCGCAGGCUUACGCAGGCGCCGCACGGCUAGCGUCGGCGCUCUGACGCGCUGACGGCAUUUGUGAGCUCGCGGGAGGUGUGGCCUGCAGGAGAGGCGCAGCCCUGCUUGCCGGGACGCAGUGUGGGCGGGAUUGGGCGGGUAGUAGAGAAACCGGCCCAAUGGAAAAGCGGGCUUCAAGCACUCGCCGCCCGGCGGGUCGCCAGACAUUUCGCAGCGUGAGCCAUGGGCGGAGUUUGAGAAAAGGGCCACGCCCAGUGAGUGGAGCUGAAGCGAUUGGUCGGCGUCGACAGCAGGGGGCGGAAAGGGGGAGGGGACUGACGGUAGGCGGCCCGAAACUGGCUGAAGGGGUUUGAUGGAGCUUUAGGGGUAGGAUUUGAGCAGGGGGCGGGAUCUAGGAAAGGGGCAGUCCCCUGAGGAGUGGGGCUUGUGGAAACGUUAGGGGCGGGAUCUGGCCAAGUGGAAGGUGUGGGUCCGGCCCGAUAAGGGGUGGAGUUAAGUGGAUCGUUAAGGGUGGAGUCCAGGCCGGAGCUGGGUCUGAGUCUGGCUGAGUGAAAGGAACCGCGUCAGGGGUGAAGUCUCCCCGACCAUGACCUCCACGGGCCAGGAUUCCACCUCAACCAGGCAGCGAAGGAGUAGGCAUAACCCCCAUUCGCCCCCCCACGACUCCAGCGUCACCUCGAAGCGAGGUGUUAAGAAGGGUGCCAUACUCUCCUCCAGCCCUAGUCUAGCAGAGGUAAAGAAGAAAGGCAGAAUGAAGAAGCUCAGCCAAGCAGCAGAGCAAGACCUAAUCAUGGACCUGCGAAGGCUGGAUCUGAACCUUGAGGCCAAGACACUGUCUGGCACUGGUUUGGUGUUCGAUGAGCAGCUAAAUGAAUUCCACUGCCUCUGGGAUGACAGCUUCCCUGAAGGCCCUGAACGACUCCAUGCCAUCAAGGAACAGCUGAUCCAGGAGGGCCUCCUGGACCGCUGUGUGUCCUUUCAGGCUCGAUUUGCUGAAAAGGAUGAGCUGAUGUUGGUUCACAGCCUAGAAUACAUUGAUCUGAUGGAGACGACCCAGUACAUGAAUGAGAGAGAGCUCCGCAUCCUAGCAGACACCUAUGACUCAGUUUAUCUGCAUCCGAACUCCUAUACCUGUGCCUGCCUGGCCUCAGGCUCUGUCCUCAGGCUGGUGGAUGCUGUCCUGGGGAAGGAGAUACGGAAUGGCAUGGCCAUCAUCAGGCCUCCUGGACACCACGCCCAGCACAGUCUUAUGGAUGGGUAUUGCAUGUUCAACCACGUGGCCGUGGCUGCCCGCUACGCUCAACAGAAGCAUGACAUUCAGAGGGUCCUUAUCGUGGAUUGGGAUGUUCACCACGUUGGAUCCUGCCAGCUAAGAGCUAUAUGUCCCCUGUGGGUCUCCAACAUCACAGGAUUUGCCUUGCUGCCACCACCUUGGUCACAGGGCGUCCUCUAUUUCUCCAUCCACCGUUAUGAGCAGGGUCGGUUCUGGCCCCACCUUAAGGCCUCUAACUGGUCCACCAUAGGUUUUGGUCAUGGCCAGGGAUAUACCAUCAAUGUGCCUUGGAACCAGGUGGGGAUGCGAGAUGCCGACUAUAUUGCCGCUUUCCUGCACCUCCUUCUGCCGGUCGCCCUUGAGUUCCAGCCCCAGCUGGUCCUGGUGGCCGCUGGAUUUGAUGCCCUUCGAGGGGACCCCAAGGGCGAGAUGGCCACCACUCCAGCAGGGUUCGCUCAGCUAACCCACUUGCUCAUGGGUCUGGCAGAAGGCAAACUGAUCCUGUCUCUGGAGGGUGGCUACAACCUUCGUUCCUUGGCUGAGGGCGUCAGUGCCUCACUCCACACCCUUCUGGGAGACCCUUGCCCCAUACUGGAGUCCCCUGGCGCCCCCUGCCCAAGUGCCCUGGUGUCACUGUGCUGCGCUCUGGAAGCCCUGGAGCCCUUCUGGGAGGUCCUUGUAAGAUCAGUUGAGACCCCGGAGGAGGACAUCCUGGAGGAAGAUAGCGCAGAGGAGAAGGAUGAAGAGGGACUGUGGCGGCCCCCAGCGCUCCCAAUCCUGACGUGGCCCAUGCUACAGGCUCGCACAGGGCUGGUCUAUGACCAGCGGAUGAUGGGUCACCACAACUUGUGGGACAACCACCACCCAGAGAUGCCUCAGCGAGUCUUACGAAUCAUGCAGCGUUUGGAGGAGCUGGGCCUUGCGGGGCGCUGCCUCACGCUGCCCGCACGUCCCGCCAUGGAAGCCGAACUGCUCACCUGCCACAGUGCUGAGUACGUGGGUCGUCUGCGGGCCACAGAGAAGAUGAAAACCCGGGAGCUGCACCGCGAGGGUUCCAACUUUGAUUCCAUCUACAUCUGCCCCAGCACCUUUGCCUGUGCGCAGCUGGCCACUGGCGCCGUCUGCCGCCUGGUGGAGGCUGUGCUGGCGGGAGAGGUUUUGAAUGGUACCGCUGUGGUGCGUCCCCCAGGACACCAUGCUGAGCGGGAUGCCGCUUGUGGUUUCUGCUUUUUUAAUUCUGUGGCUGUGGCUGCUCGCCAUGCCCAGGCCAUCAGUGGGCAGGCGCUGCGGAUCCUGAUAGUGGACUGGGACGUCCAUCAUGGUAAUGGAACUCAGCACAUAUUUGAGGAGGACCCCAGCGUACUGUACAUUUCCCUGCACCGGUAUGACCAUGGCACCUUCUUUCCCAUGGGGGAGGAGGGUGCCAGCAGCCAGAUAGGCCGGGCCGCAGGCACUGGCUUCACUGUCAACGUGGCCUGGAAUGGACCCCGUGUGGGUGACGCCGACUACCUGGCUGCAUGGCAUCGCCUGGUGCUUCCUAUUGCCUACGAGUUUAACCCAGAGCUGGUGCUGGUCUCAGCGGGCUUUGACGCCGCAUGGGGGGACCCACUGGGGGGCUGCCAGGUGUCGCCUGAGGGCUAUGCCCACCUCACCCACCUGCUGAUGGGCCUUGCCAAUGGCCGCAUUAUCCUAAUCCUAGAGGGUGGCUAUAACCUGACAUCCAUCUCGGAGUCCAUGGCUGCCUGUACCCGCUCCCUCCUUGGGGACCCACCCCCACUGCUGACCUUGUCGCGGCCCCCACUAUCAGGGGCCCUGGCCUCAAUCACCGAGACCAUCCAAGUCCAUCGCAGAUACUGGCGCAGCUUACGGGUCAUGAAGGUGGAAGACAAGGAGGAGGAACCCUCCCUUUCUAAGUCAGUCACCAACCCUGGGUCAGCUAAGAGGAUGACCACACCAGAAAGGAACAUUCUGGAUGCAGGCACAGAGAAGGCUGUCUCAGCAUCAUCUGUGGAAGAGUCCACUCUAGGCCAACCUAAGUCAGAGACUGCUAUGGUGGAGCUCAGUCAGGACCAGUCCUUGGAGGCUCCCACACAGAAAGCCAUGCUGGACCAGACCACCUCACAGGCAGCCACAGUGGAGGCCACAGCAGGCCAGACCACCUCAGAGGAGGCUGUUGGGGGAGCUGAGAUGAUCCAAACCCCUCCAGCUUUAUGUACUGACAACCAGACUCCCACAGCCUCACCUGAGCAAGGUGCCACAUCCCAAAUAUCCCCCAGUGAGCUGAUUGAGAAUCUCAGGACCUUGGAACUAAACUGCAAGGCUCAGGAGGCACCAGAAUCUCAGAUCCCAGAAGAGGAUAAGCUACUGGGAGAGGCAGCUGGAGGUCAGGACAUGCUGAUUCAGAGCUUUGGGGUCCAUGCUAACACUGACCAGGCCAUCUUUUAUGCUGUGACACCUCUGCCCUGGUGUCCCCAUUUGGUGGCAGUAUGUCCCAUACCUGAAUCAGGCCUGGACGUGACCCAACCUUGUCAGGACUGUGGAACACUCCAGGAGAACUGGGUGUGUCUGUCUUGCUAUCAGGUCUACUGUGGUCGUUAUGUCAGUGCCCAUAUGCUGCAACACCACGAAGGGUCAGGACACCCGCUGGUCCUCAGCUACGUCGAUCUGUCUACCUGGUGUUACAGCUGUGAGGCCUAUGUCCACCACCAGUCUCUCCUAGAAGUGAAGAACAUCGCCCACCAGAAAAAGUUUGGGGAGGACAUGCCCCACUCACACUGAAUCCCAGGAUGUGCUCCUCUUCUCCACCUUCUGAGGCCCUGGAUGAAGGGCAGCCUCACUCCAUCCCAUCCUGAAGACUCUUUUCAACUCCCCAAGGGUGCUGAUUUAAGCGUAAAUACUUGUAAGAUGAUUGUGAUGAUCAGUUGUAAAUCUCCGUCUGCCCACUGCCUACUUGAGGGACUCUAUCUACUCUGCCCUGGGAGGAAAGGAGGGUAGCUCAGUGGUCCCAAGAGGGGCUGAUAACACUAAGCUGAUGCUUUGUUGGGAGGGGGAUCAACUGGCAGAUACAGCAGAGUUGCAUAUGUAAUAAAGUACAAGCUGUUACAAAACCUGGAGAGAGCCUUUUAACCUUGAGUGGGUACAGAACCCCAUACCCCUGGCCAACGGGUCUGAUGAGUAACGAAGGAAUGAGGGCAUGGGUCUCUGGUCAACCCCCUGCCCAUCCAGUAUCCAAAGAACUAACUGGAAAUAGGGCAGGUGGCUUGGCUAGUUGUACUAUAGAUUAAAUGGUGGAAUCCCUAGGAAAAUAUGUGCCUGCCUCAGAAAUAGCCUCACAGCCAGUCACAGCUACACCCUGGGCUGAGUGAGCAAGAAAACUAUCAGGAAGUGUCCUCACCAGGCCUCUCUCCCCAUCUCUCUUUUUGUCCUGAUUUGGGGGUGGGGAGUCUAGGUUUAACGUACUUAGACUUGGUGGUCAUGGAUAACUUCCUGGGAGGAAGGAGUUCCUACCAUUGACCAGGGAUGAGGAAUUGGAGGAUAGUUUGGACGUUUUAUUUCUCCCAUAUAAUGAGAAUUGCUUUGGCAACUCAGAACAGAGUCUGGGC
Molecule: messenger RNA, 4970 nt
Organism: Panthera uncia (snow leopard)
Lineage: Eukaryota; Metazoa; Chordata; Mammalia; Carnivora; Felidae
Gene: HDAC6
Product: histone deacetylase 6
Exons: 30
Coding region: 682-4146 (1154 amino acids)
Biological process (GO): chromatin organization
Cellular component (GO): histone deacetylase complex
Molecular function (GO): zinc ion binding; histone deacetylase activity
Source: RefSeq, a predicted model, not a curated record